AUGCAACGCAGCAGCAGGCUGACUCAGCAGCUUUGGGAAAGAUGGGUGACCCUGCUGAACUACCUUGAAAAUAACCCAAAGGUAGCUCAGGUGAGGAGCACCAGGAUGGGGCAGUACCUCAGCAGCCGCCCUCUCUUCGCUUUCACGCUGCUGCUGUUCGCCGUGAUGGCUUCACUGCCUGUCGGAAUUUUCUUGGCAUUUGCUCUGGUCACCGUUGUUAUGUCGGCAGCGGGUUUUGUUUUCUUUGAAGUGUUGCUCCUGUUUGUCGGAGGGCUGACUCUGCUGUCCGUGCUGUCUGGCAUCGCCAUCUUCUCUGUCGUGGCUUCAGUCGUCGUUAAUGCUUUCUUCAUCACCAUUCCCAGCCUACUGCAGUACAAAAACCCACAAACAAAGAAAGAUGUAAACCAUGAGACGGUUGGUGGAGUAAAGCUUCAGGACUAA
Menidia menidia (Atlantic silverside) is the source of this 441-nucleotide messenger RNA. Lineage: Eukaryota; Metazoa; Chordata; Actinopteri; Atheriniformes; Atherinopsidae. The record is from the annotation of a GenBank genome assembly.